Cyclospora cayetanensis is the source of this 3828-nucleotide messenger RNA. Its product is annotated as Fanconi anemia group J protein homolog. Lineage: Eukaryota; Apicomplexa; Conoidasida; Eucoccidiorida; Eimeriidae. Bases 1 to 3828 code for a protein of 1275 amino acids. Gene Ontology annotation, molecular function: DNA helicase activity; hydrolase activity, acting on acid anhydrides, in phosphorus-containing anhydrides; ATP binding. The record is from RefSeq and is a predicted model, not a curated record. Gene Ontology annotation, biological process: nucleobase-containing compound metabolic process. The transcript has 9 exons.
AUGCAUCCCCGACUCUCUGUAAAGGCGGAGCGGCGAGCAGUCGCUCCAACGGAAACGAGGCUGGCGUUCACCCCCAAUACGUCAAGCGGCAAGGCUUUGCAUGCAAAAGACAGCAGCCGCUUCGGAGGGGCAGACACUACGCAGCAGGCUGUCUCGCAUCCUUUAUUUGCGAAGAGUGCCACUGCAGAGGCAGAGAGUGGCAGCCAGCCUGAAGGGGGGAAGAAAGGCUAUACUUGCAGCGACGGCAGCGGCUUUUCCUGCUAUGAAACAGCGCGAGGCAAUGUCACCAGCAGCUUUCCCUCUUCGCGGGUAGUAGAAGUGCGUCUAAGCAGCAGCAGCGACGGCGCAAAUGAGAGCUUCAGGAGGGGCCCCUUGGCUUUGCCCCCUUUGGCUGGAGAGAGGAUUCAACGUGUGCUGCAUCUCUCGGGAGUCGCCAUCCCUUUUCAUCACGCAAACGUCCUUCUGCCGCAGCAGCAAAUCAUGGAACGCCUCGUUGCCGCGUGCAUGCAGCAGAGGCAUGCUAUUCUGGAAGCCCCAACAGGAACAGGGAAAACGGCUGCGUUGCUGUGUGGAUCGCUGGCUUGGCAACGCUUUGAGUACCACCGCACGCGCGUUCGAGGCAGCUGCCCAAUUCUCUACUUGACACGCACCCACAAGCAGGGAACGCAGGUUAUUGCUGAGCUGCGGAGAAGCCCCUUUCGUGCUCGCGCCGUCCAUUUAGCUUCACGAGAGCACCUCUGCUCGUUCCUCUGUUCUAGGGAGGUCGCUAAGGCAGCAGCAGGAGGAGAAGCAGACGUCGCGGCUGGUGCAGAAGGAGGCGAAGAAGACCCUUCUUCCGUCGCUGCGUCAGCUGUCAGCGGUGUGGACUGUCGCACUGCUGCGCGGCUCGUGGAAAGGUUGCGGAGGCGGCAAAGCGGGGAACUGCGCAGUUGUGCUUACCUUGUGUCUGCUCCUUCGGCGGCUUCAGACAAGGAGCAGAAAGGGCGUCACGUAGACAGCCACGCGUGGAUGCAAAAAGGGCCUUGCAUUCUGAAUCUUCGUGGGCUCUCGAAGCAGCAGCAGCGACAAGAGCAGCAGCUGCUGCGCGCUGUAAAAGCGAAGCAGCUCGACCUGCUCGCUGCUGCACGCGCGGCGCCGCUGCCUCCUUCUUUGGGGGGGGCCAGUCGAAGCUUCUCGGCAGAAAUAAUUGCAGCAGAUGUGCAUGCAGAGACAGGAGCCGAGAUCUCGGGAAGAGGCACUGCUGGAAUGAGUUGGAUCUGUCCUCAUUACGUUCGCCUCUCUGAUCCUUCAUAUGCCGCGCAGCUGGCAGCCAGCGCCUUCCCCCCCGUGGCGUUUUCUGCACUCGAACCGCAUGCACCGACGGCAACGCCAGAGGCUGCUGCUGCAGCGGCAGCAAGCGCAACAGCAGCUGAGGCGCUUGAGGCCAAACGCAGGGGCGCCUGUGCCUGCAGCAGCAACAAGAACAGCAACAACAACGCCGAAGGCGUGCUCGACAUAGAAGGGCUUUCCGCACUUGCGGCUACCUGCGGUCGCAAAAGCAGCUCCAGUUGCGGCUAUCCUGUUGGGGGAUGCGCGUAUUACAGCAGCCAGGCGCUAGCUCAAGGGGCUGACAUCGUUAUUUGCCCGUAUGCUUUCGUCUUUGACCCAGGAGUCGCUAGGAGGACUAAAAUCAAAGCGCUCCUUCCAGGCAGUGUUGUCAUAGUGGAUGAGGCGCACAACAUUGAAGAUAUCUGCAGGGAUAUAGGAAGCAUUGACAUAUCAGUAGAGCAGCUGCAGCAACUGCACCGCUGGCUUGUGUCGCUGCAGCAGCUCCUCCUAUCGCCCUUAGCCGCAGGAGCUGCGGUAAGGGGAGACACCCGUCUGCAACAGUUGUUGCAGCGGCUGGCACUUCACGCAGGGCGUCUUGCGACUCCCAUCUCGAGGCUUCUGGAUGCAGCAACCGAAGCGGCGAAGAAUCAGCAGCUGCUGCGCCGGGUGCUGCAGCAGCAGCAGCACGCGAUUCGCGAGGAGCUUCAGCGGAAAAGCAGAGGCAGCAAAGAGACUUCCCGCAGCAGCGGAGGCAGAGGCACAAGUGCAGCGGCAGCUGCAGAGGAGCCUGUGGUGUCUAUUGAGCUUUUAGGGUGGGGAGGCGGGGGAACGCCUGAGGGAGCAAAGGCGUUUGCUGCAGUAGCAGGGGUAGAAUCAGAGGAAGUCGCAGGCGCGCUUUCAGAAAGUAUGGAAAACUUGGCUCUGAGCAGCGGCGAGGCAGCAGAAACCGCUGGCAUCGUUCCCUUGACGCCAGGAGAAAGUCUGCAGCAGCUCGAGCAGCUCGUCUUCUGCCUCUCGCUUGUUGCCAGGCACCCCGCCGCGUAUACGGCAUCCCUCCGCCUUUCAGUAGACAAAGCCUUUCUCGCGAAUGUUUUUGCUUCCGCGCACCAGCAGCAGAAACGCGAAGCAGACGCCCUGCCAAGGAUUUCCAUCCACAUAUGGCUGCUCUUGCCAGCUGUUGUCUUCUCCCGCGUAGCAGAAACUGCCAGAUCCGUGAUUCUUGCCUCCGGCACUCUCGCUCCCUUCGAUUCGUUUGCAUCUGAGUUAGGAUCGGCUUUCGCGAAGCGUUUGUUAGGACCGCCCUUAGAGGCGCAGCAUGUCAUUAGCCAUAAGCAGCUGUCGCUGAUUGCUGUGGGUGCCAUGCCCCUUGCCACAGCCGCAGAACCCUUGGCAACUCCAGCUGUAACGACAGCCGCUACGGCGGAGCGACUACGGCUACUGCAGCAGCAGCAGCAGCACCUUCAUAGGAUCCGAUUCAGAGAGCUGCGAUGCCAAGCUUCGAAUCUUCGAGAUCCUGCCUUCUUUGCCGAUCUGGGGAGAACCGUUGCACGGCUGCUCCAGUGUAUUCCAGGAGGCGUGCUGCUUUUCCUCCCUAGCUACGCUUUGCUGCAGCAGGCACAGCGCCUGUGGCAACGCGAACCUAUGUGGCAGCAGCAGCAGCAGCAGCAGCAGCAGCAGCAGCAGCAGCAGCAGCAGCAGCAGCAGCAGCAGAAGCAGCAGUGGCAGAAGCAGCUGCAGUGGAAGGAGGAACCUCAUCGGCGGCAGCGCAAGAAGGCGAUCUGGGAUGUUUUCGUGGAUCUGAAGCUGCACGUGUUUGUCGAGUCGCAGGCUUCUGCUGCCGCCACCGACUUGCUGCAAAAACAAUUUGUCUCCGCUGUUCAUACAGCUGGGCACGCCUUGCUGCUAGCCGUUUAUCGGGGGAAGCUGAGUGAAGGCCUCUCCUUCAACGACAACCUCUGCAGGGGGGUCCUGUGUGUGGGGUUGCCUUUUCCUUCCUUGGGAGAUCCUAAGGUUGUUAAGAAGAGGGAGUUCAACGACGCCUGUCUUGCAAGGAGCCUCAAGCAGCAACAGCAGCAGCAGCAACUGCAGCAGCAGCAGCAGCAAAGUCUGCACAAGCCGCGGGGAAUCCCGCCUUUGCAGCUUAUCAGCGGAUCCAGGUGGUACACUACGCAGGCAUUUAGAGCUCUCAAUCAAGCAGCAGGUCGAUGCAUUCGACACUUGGGAGACUAUGGCGUGGUGGUGCUGCUGGAGAGCAGACAUUCCGCCUGCUGCAAAGACCUCUGUCGAUGGCUAAAGCCUCACCUCACUUUCGAGAGCUCUCUCUGGCCUUUGCUGCUGCGCCUACACCACCACUUCGAGGGGGCGGCUGCCGCUGCCGCUGCCGCUGCUGCGGUGACGGCAGCGCACGCUGACGGCGCGAAUCACGACACCCCUUCAACAGCACUUGCUGCUCAUCGCGCUCUGCCCGGUAGCGCUCUCUGGGUUAACAAGUGUAAGGGAGGUUAUGGCGCAUCACGGUAA